GAGAGAGAGAGAGAGAGAGAGAGAGAGAGGAAGGAGUGUUAACUUAAAGCAUCGUCAGCUUCCUGAUUGAUCAGACAGACAUAUAGAGGCAGUUCUCUGACAGUUUGAUGAUUUUCUGCAUCAGGAUCAAACUCAGAAUGAAUAUCCACCAUGUUCUGUUCUUCUGCUUCUUAUCAGCACUGCAGGAUGGAAACACUGGACUCGUCAAUGCAAUAAACCUUAUUGCUGGAACUGAAGGAGGAAAUGGUUCAAUUAUUUGCUCCUUCACUUCAUUUGGAAGCACUGUGUUCUUCUGUAAAGGAGAAUGUAAAGAAGAAGACAUUCUCAUUAAAACAGAUGGUGUCACAGCUCAGAGUGGCAGAUACAACAUCAGAUAUAAAGACGGAUCUUCUGGAAGAAGAAAUGUGACUGUGACCUUCACACAGCUGACCAAGUCAGACUCAGGACGGUACAGAUUUGGUUUGGGUGGAUCUUCAGUCCCAGAUUCUUACUGGGACUUUGACCUCAUAGUUACAGAUGCUGCAACGUUGGGUCAAAACACCAGUUUCAUCCGUACAGAAACUGUGGGAGGAAAUAUGACAUAUCCAUGCAUCGAUACUGUCUAUGGAAGCAGGAAGUUCUUCUGUAAGGAUAAAUGUAAAAAAGAAGAAGACAUCCUGGUUGAAACAGAAGAGAACAGAGCUCAGAAUGGCAGAUACAGCAUUGAAUAUAGAGAAGGAUCUACAUAUGGACUGUCUGUGACCAUCACACAGCUGAAGAAGUCAGACACAGGAUGGUACAGGUGUGGUUACGGCAGAGCUUCGUCUCCAGAUUCAUCCUACAUGUUCCCGAUCUUUGUUGUAGAUGCUCCAACCACUUCAAAACCAAACCGGACUCUCCGACCUUUUCCAACAUCAGUCCCAUCAGCCUCCACACCAACAACAACACAGAGUUUAAUCUCCAGUUCAGGAAGCUUCACACCUUCAUCAUCUUUCCCUGAAACCACAGAGCAGUUUACAGCCGUCUCUGAGGUCUCUCGCCCAGGUUACUUCUUGCCUCUGGUUGUAUGUGUGCCUGUGGUUGUUUUGCUGUUGGCUGUUGUUCUGUUGCUCCUCUACAAACUGAAGAAGAGGAGGAACUCUGGUUUGAACACCAGAGGAACCUCAGACAGCAGAAACAUGGAGUUAUCUGUCAUCAAUGAGAACCGUCCUCCAGUCUCCAUGUAUGAAGACUCCGUCUACCAGAACCUGGAUCCAGACAGCAGGGAUCCGGACCAAACCUACUCUGCACUCACAGCAAACACAUGAUGAUGUUUGGAUUUGGAUCUGGAUUCUGUACUGUGCAGGUUAACAUGUGCUGCAAGAUUCCAGUUUGUUCUACUUCAUUUCUUCUUUUUGUUAAAUCAGCAGAUAUUAUCUAUAAACAUGCUAUUUUUCACCUCUAUGCUGAUGAUACACAACUGAUCAUGUUUCUUCUUACUUGCUUAUUCUGAAAUGUUCAUUCUGUCUU
Messenger RNA from Thunnus maccoyii (southern bluefin tuna), 1488 nucleotides. RefSeq lists its product as uncharacterized. Lineage: Eukaryota; Metazoa; Chordata; Actinopteri; Scombriformes; Scombridae. Gene Ontology annotation, molecular function: transmembrane signaling receptor activity. The record is from RefSeq and is a predicted model, not a curated record. Gene Ontology annotation, cellular component: plasma membrane. Bases 108 to 1286 code for a protein of 392 amino acids. The transcript has 6 exons.